Messenger RNA from Ictalurus punctatus (channel catfish), 576 nucleotides. RefSeq names its product translocase of outer mitochondrial membrane 5 homolog (yeast) (gene tomm5). The record is from RefSeq and is marked provisional. Gene Ontology annotation, cellular component: mitochondrial outer membrane translocase complex. NCBI's taxonomy places the organism in Eukaryota, Metazoa, Chordata, Actinopteri, Siluriformes, Ictaluridae.
CAUCGGUGUAUCUUUGCCGCUAAUUCAAGGAUAACAAAUAAAUCCAACAUUUAAGCUUGAAUAAUGUUUAAACUCGAAGGUUUGGGACCUAAAUUAGACCCGGAGGAGAUGAAGAGGAAAAUGCGAGAGGAUGUGAUCUCAUCCGUGAGAAAUUUCCUCAUUUAUGUCGCUCUUCUGAGAGUCACUCCGUAUGUCUUGAAGAAGUUGGACAGCAUCUGAGGACGUAGACUCGGCUCUAAAUCUGCACCUGAACUCAUGGAACGUCGUCUCGCUUCACCUGUUUGCAGCGCCGUCCUUCAUCAUCCUCCUCAUCCUCAUCAUGCUGCAUGUUUAUUUCCUGGAUGAAGCUGAACGUACUUUAAUUUAACCCCGUGUGUAUGCGCUGUGGCGUCGUGUCAUGUCCGUGGCGGUCAAUCAGUACAGAUGUGACGACACGACACACACACGGCUGUGUAUUGAUCAUGUGACCCGGACUGAACCAUAAAUCUUUAAUGUAUUCGACUCUCUCUAGACGCACGUGUUCUUUUGUAUUAAAAACGAAGCAGAAUGUGAAUAAAUUUCAAAGUUCGCCCGUCA